Molecule: messenger RNA, 2223 nt
Organism: Musca vetustissima
Lineage: Eukaryota; Metazoa; Arthropoda; Insecta; Diptera; Muscidae
Product: beta-1,3-glucosyltransferase
Exons: 9
Coding region: 1-2223 (740 amino acids)
Cellular component (GO): membrane
Molecular function (GO): acetylglucosaminyltransferase activity
Source: RefSeq, a predicted model, not a curated record
AUGAAAAUUCUAAAUUGCAUUGCCAUUGACAUCGGUAUCAGCAGCAAGUUCGUCAUCUUCAUUGUCUUAUUCUUGACAAAAUUAACAACAUCGACAGCAACAUCAUCGGGUGUAUUAAAUGCCAAAGAACCCAUCGAAGUGGUCUUCCUAAUCCGUAGUCAGACGGCAUCGCCACACAAUCAAUUAGGCCAACAGCUCAAGGUGAAUCUGACAAGGCAGGCGGUCCAACUACCACCCGACUACAACUACAACAUUAAAGUACAAAUAUUACAUGAAUUAUUCAAUUAUCCGGGGGAAUGGACACUGCUGCACAUCAUACCGCAUCUGCUGUACGCCCAUGGGGCCAAGGAGACAACAACAACACCAUCGUCUCCAGCCACAUCCAAGUUAACUAAACAAAUUGACAAUGGUAUGGAAUUAAUAACCAAUCUGACCAGAUGGAUUAUCUUCUGUGAGGAGACGACCAGCGUUAAUGUACGCCAGCUCAUGGACAGAUUAAUGGAGGAGAAUCACCAAGAGCCAUUAUUUCUAGGCCAUCCAUUGUACGAUCGGGAACCGACAAUCAUACAUCACUUUGCAUUUUUCGAGAAUCCCAAAUGGUUUCCAUAUCCAAUGUUGGGUGCCGGUAUCGUGUUUAGUCGGCCGCUACUUAAAAGCAUUGCCGACAUUUUUAGCCACCACAACAAACAGCAGCAGCACCAGCCUCCGCUUCUGCAUUCCGAGUUCAGUAUCGAUGCUGGUCAUGAGCUGGCUCGUUUCAUUUAUGAUAAUGUUCAAAUGUCAGAACCAGACCCAGCAGAAGAAGAAUCCGAAGAAGAUGAAGCUGUAAGGCCUGUUAAAACAGCGACAACAUCAUCACUAAAUGAUAGUAAAAGUCCUGAUGUCACUAUCUAUUACCGAACAACAACCACAACAAGCCGGCAACAGCAACAACAACAGAACGAACUGCAUACACAUAGCCCCACACAACCUCAGGCAUCCUCUCAACCACCUCUAACAGUUGAUAAUACGCAUCCUCAUCCUCCGAAUGAUGAUGGCGUUGAUAAUGCCUCUGAUUUUCGACAUCCUAAUGAAAUCAUCGAUGAUGAUGGUAGGUCAAAGGUUCUACCUUCGGCACGGAAGCAGAAAAAGAAAACGAUGCAAAAAAUAAUUUUGAAGAAAACUUCGUACAUUUGUCCUGAGGCCAACUGGGAGACAGGAAAGCCAAAACACAACAAAGCAUGUGUCAUGUAUGCGAACAUAGAGAGGACUGCAGGAGCAGCAAUGCCCGAAUCAUGUAUCCCCGCUAAACGUGAUGAAAUAUAUUUUGCCGUCAAAACCUGCUCCAAAUUCCACAAGGAACGUUUGCCCAUAAUCCAAAGCACUUGGGCGCCAUAUGCCAAGCACAUACACUACUACAGUGAUGUUGAAGAUGCCAACAUACCGACAAUCAAUACUGGCAUUGUCAAUGUCGAAAUGGGCCAUUGUGCCAAAACGUUACAAAUUCUUAAAUUGGCUCUGAGGGAUAUUGAAAACCACAACAACAAGAACAACAACAAAAAUGGCAACAACAUGCAGAACAAUUUUUUCGAGCAGAAAGAGUCUCAUCAAAUCCGAUGGUUGCUGCUAACCGAUGAUGAUACGUUAUUGAGCGUUUCAGGUGUUUGCCAAGUACUCGGCUGUUACAAUUCAAUGGAUGAAAUCUAUAUGGGCGAACGUUACGGCUAUCGUCUGCAUGCUCCGGAUGGCUUUAAUUACAUAACGGGUGGCGGUGGCAUUGCAUUCUCGCUGCCGACCCUUAGACGUAUUGUCCAACACUGUAGCUGUCCUACGCCGGCGGCACCUGACGAUAUGAUUUUGGGUUCCUGUUUGCACACACUCCAGAUGAAAGCACUUCAUUCCGCACAUUUCCAUCAAGCCCGUCCAAACGAUUACCCUUCGGAACGUUUGAAACAUGAUCGCCCUGUGUCCUUUCAUAAAUUCUGGCAAAUAGAUCCCAGAGAAGUCUAUCAUCAAUGGUUCUAUGAAGAGGAUGAUCGAAUGCUGUUGAGAGAGGCCAAGGACAUCAUUGAGGAGGUAAAUCAUGGCCAUGGGCAUCCAAUCCAAUCGGAGGACAAUAUCAAUUAUUAUCACAAAAAUCGGAAUCUAUUGGCCAAGCCUGAGGAUAUCCAUGAUUUAAAUGUACCUGUAUCGCUGAUAGCCACCCUGCAUCAGCACAGCAAAGAGAGGCAUGUGGAUUUGUAA